Peromyscus californicus insignis is the source of this 16752-nucleotide messenger RNA. Its product is annotated as zinc finger protein 664-like. The transcript has 4 exons. Lineage: Eukaryota; Metazoa; Chordata; Mammalia; Rodentia; Cricetidae. The record is from RefSeq and is a predicted model, not a curated record.
AGACCCAAUUGGUUCCUUUUAUUAAUUUAAGUCUCUUGCUUUGGGGAUAAUUAUUAAUCUUUCCCAAAAAGUCACUGUAAGCUCUUUGCCAAUAUUCAUUUUUUGCCCAUAAGAAGAAAUUUCCUCAUUAAUAAAAGGUACUACAAUUUCUACUGGAUCCAUUCCUGUCAACUGACAAAGUCAUAAUUUUUCUUUUAGAAUCAACUCAGAAAACUUUUCCAUAUAAGUUUUUCAUUUCUUACUCUGUGUGGUAAAAAAAAUCCAUUUCAAGAUAAUAUCUUUCUUCUGCAUUGAAAUCCCUGUAGAGGAGUGCAUAGAGAGUAAUAUAACCAGAAUGCAGUCAGGCUCCAGAUCCACAUGAUCCAUAUGUGCAUCCUAUAAUUUCUUUCCCACCAAAGCCAAAUUUCUCUCAGCUUCCCCUGAUAAUUCUCAGGGACUAUUUAAAUAUUUGUCACCUUUUAAGGUUUCAAACAAAUUGCUCAGUUUUGAAUUUUUUACUCCAAUAGUGGGCCAUAGAUUGGCAAUGUCUCCUAGCAAUCUUUGAAAGUCAUUAAGAGUCUGUAAUCAGUCUCUUCUAAAUUGUACCAUUUGGAGUCAAAAUUUUAGUAGACAUAUUUUAUAUUCUAAGUUAUUAAUAGAAUUUCCUCUUUGUAUUUUUUCAGGAGCAAUUUGUAACCCCCAAAUAGGCAAAACUUUCUUUACUUCUUCAAACAUUUUUUAAAGUAGCUACAUUUGAAUCAGCUAAUAACAUAUCAUCCAUAUAAUGGUAAAUUAUAGAUUGUGGAAACUGUAUAUGAAUUAUUUCCAACAGUUGUUGUACAAAAUAUUGGCACAGGGUGGGGCUAUUUAUCCUUCCUCAUGGGAGAACCUUCCUUUGAUAUCUCUUAACAGGCUGAGAAUUAUUAUAAGUAUGCACUGUGAAACUAAAUUUUUCCCUAUCCUUUUCUUAUAGAGGUAUAGUGAAGAAGCAGUCUUUUAAGUCAGUAACUAUAAUAGGCCAUCCUUUAGGUAACAGAGAAGGCAAAGAAAUUCCAGGCUAUAGAGAGCCCAUCAGCUGAAUUACUUUAUUUAUGGCUCUUAAAUCUGUUAGCAUUCUCCAUUUUCCAGAUUUCUUUUUAAAAAUAAAUACAGGAGAAUGCCAAGGCCUGAUUGAUUCAUUAAUAUGUUGAGGUUUAGCUGCUCCUGAACCAGCUGUUUUAAGGCCUGUAGUUUCUCUGAUGUCAAAGGCCAUUGCCCAACCUGGACAUGUUUGUAAGUUAACCAUUUUAAAGGUAGGCUAUUGGUACCUCUGAGAGAUCAACAGCUGUUGUGCCCUGCUUUUGUGCAGCCUAAAUGGUCAAUGACUGUUUUUUAUAGUACCUUAUAAUAUUCUUUUCAGAAACAUGAAUUGGUUUAUGGUUUGUUUUUGAGAUUGGAUGAAUGUUAACCUAGGUAUUACAUUGCUAUCAUGACCCCAUAGAUUCAUUGCUAUCUUAGCCAUCUAUGGCCUUAAUUUUCCUCUCUGUCCUUAUGGUCCUAUACAUUCAACCCAUCUCAUGCUUUGUUUUUACCUGAGAUAGAGUUCCAAUCCCUAAAAACUGAAUAUCUACCUCCUGAAGAGGCCAAUUUGGAUGCCAUGAUUCUAGUGAAAUUACAGUCAUAUCUUCCCCUGUGUCCAAGAGACCUUCAAUUACAAUGUCACUUACUUGGACCCUUUGUUUUGGUCUUUAAUUAUUUAUAGAAGUCUGCUAAAAUAUUCAUUUCAUGGUUUCUCCUGGAAUUUUUGACUCAUCUUCCAAAGCUGUUCUAUCAUCCAGAGCAGUAUGUGUAUUACAAUAGGCUCUGGAUCCUCUAAGUGUUCUAGGGAAGAAUUUCCUCCACUGUAACUGGGAAUGACUAGACCACAUUCAACAUGGGGGCCUGUGAGAGGCCCCCCAAGGCAUUUCCUGAUGGAAAAGGUUUGCAUUGUUUGACUCUUAUUGAUCUGUGUUCAUUGGUCCUAUGUCAGCCUUUGCCACAUCUUCUACAUAAUCCAGAAGGUUGGGGUCUUCUAUUUGCAUUAUCCCUAGAAGAAACAUUGUUUCUAGAAAUUCCUUAUCUACAAUUUCUUCUUAGAUGGCCUGGUUUACCACAAUUAAAACACUUGCUGUUUUGAUGUGUCUUCAGGCCUUUGGAAAUCACCUCUCCUAUCCAAGCCUCAUCACCAUAGUUAAGAGACUCAAUAUUGACAGUGUUUUAAGUCCAUUCUUCUGUGGGUGCUGAUCUGAUUUUUAAAGUUCCAAUUAUCUUUUUUUAAUUCUAAAUUAGCACUCAUCUAACUUCUGGAUCUGAUAUCAUUCUAUUUCAGCUUUAGUCAAUCUUCCCAAAAAGUUAGUGAAGGGUUAUUUUGAACAUUGUAUAACUUUAAUAAAUGGCUCAGUUCUUUUUUCCUGAUUCUUGAAUCUUAUACUAAGCAUUUAAGGCUGCUGUAUGGCACAGGGUCAGUGACUGUUUUGUAUAAUACCUUAUAAUAUUCUUUUCAGAAACAUGAGUUAGUUUAUGUAGCCUAAUUAUUUACAUAAGCAUGAUGGUCCUCAUCAUGUAUUGAUCUUGGGAAAUCUGAAAAUCUCUAACCUCACCUUGCUGUUCAAGGGCCUUAGCUUCUUCCCUCAACCAGCUUUUCCAUUCUAACUGAACCAGCCUUUCCAUUCUAACUGAGGACCAUAUUCUAAUACUGCUGAGACUAAUUGAUUCCAGUCAUUUAAAGUAAUUUUGUUACUAGAGGACCACAUAUUCAACAUCUGCCUCACAUAUGCUGAAUGCAUACCAUAGGAAACUAUUAUUUCAUAUGAAUAGGUUCUCAUUUACAUUUUGUAUAUCCUCCAGGGUAACUGUUAUCUGCUGACCUUUCAUAAGCAGUAACAGAAUAAAUCAUGGCAGGUGUGAUAGCAAUCCUAGGCCUAGCCAUGUGUGGCAGUGGGCCCUGCCAGGGCCAUUUGGGGUCAGGCCACAUGGGCACCAGGUAAAGUAAAAUGCAAUUGAAGUCUGGUCAAUAAUUUACUAAGGGAUGAAAUGGGAAUUACAAACUCAUGUAUACAGAAUGAAGUGGUACCAUUGCCUCCUUGUCCAUCAUGGAAGGACAGGGAAAGCUCCAUACAAGCUCACCAACCCAUGGCACCAAGAAACCUUCUACAUCCUAGAGAGAGUGUGUGACCCUCCUCUUCAGUUAUUAUCUGGUCAUGUACUCAGAAGAGACCACACUCCAUAGGGAUAGUCACCCCAAUUGACUAAAUGGAUCAAAUUUCCACAAUAUAAGUCUAUACCUUGUCCUAAAGAUAUUAUAUUUAGUAACAAUUAUAUGAACUCACAUUCUAUGUGCCACAAAUUGUCCUAGUGGUGGAGCUUGCAUCUGUGAAGAAAACCAAGGAAGAGUGAGAAAAAUAAUAAAUUUACAAAGUGAAUUAUAUGAAUUAUAUGUGUGUUUAAGGGAAGUGGGUGCUGUGAUAGAAUAGCAGAUGCAGGGGUACUGGGUUUUGGCACAUUGAGGUUAAUUUUUUUCCCUAGGGUGGUUAGGGAAGGUCACAGAGUCAGGAACCUUUGAACAGAAACUUGAAAGAGACAAAGGACAAAGUUAGAAUCUAAAUCUCUAUUACAAGCAGAAUUAGAGAAAGGAAGGGGAUUCUAGACCAAGUGGGAGAUAACAAAAGUAAAACAAGAGCCAUGGGGCAUAGAGGAAGGAAUGAUCCCUGUGUAGGCCCUGGAGCCAGGGGGUUCCCCAGACAGCUUAUGUAAGAAACCUAGUUGGGACUGGAAGGCAGGUACAGUGUAGAGUUGGCUAGGUUGAAUAUGCACAUUGGAAGACAGUUUGGGGCUGUCACUCAGCAGUCUGUCCCCCAAAACAUGAAAGUUUCAAUAAUAUGACUGGAAAGGUUGAACAUUUAAGUUCAUUUCCUCUCAGAUCUGAGGGUGGUGUUGGGAGGUUGUGUUUUAAUAGUCUUGGGAUUAGUGGAAUUGAGUUGGCAGGUGUCCUUGGAGGCUGAACGGUAGGGUGGUUCUUGAAGAAAAUGACCAGUACAUGGCAAACAAUUAUCCUUAACCUAGUCUACCCCAGGCCUUUUCUGUCUUCAAGUCACCACAUUGCAGAAGAACCAACGAUUCAUAGAAUCACUGCUACAGAAUGGAGCCAGGAUGCCACCUGGUCCACAACCUGACUCCUUUUUGUCCAGCCACAAGUCCCCUGAUAGUGUCAAAUCUGUUGAAACUCCAUCUCCAGGGCACAGGAUCAGUAUAUUGCCCCUUUAACUUCAUAGCUGAUAUCAUUAUUUCUGUCCUGGAGGCCCAGUGGACAGACUGCACUGCACCUGGCUUUGGAAAUGCAGGAGCAUAGCAUGGUGCAGUUCCUGGUCCAAGCUGGUUCUCAAGUAGAUGUCACUAUACUCAAUGAAUGAACACCUGUGGACCUGGCAACUGGGUAGGACAUCAACAGCAUCUCAUCCUCUGUGAGGCUGUUGCUAACUCCCUGAUGCUGACUAUGGAAGAUGAUGCCCCCCAAGACCUGUGUGAGAUUCUAAGAGAUAUAUUCUCUGCCUGGCAUGGCCUCCCAACUAUAACAUGGGCACUUCUAUUAGGGAAAAGACCCCACUACUUAACAGUGGUCAGGUUUUAGAUGUGACUCAGUUGACACGGUGCUUGCCUAGGAUAUGGUUCAAUUACCAGCACCACAUAAAGUGACAUAUACGUGUUAUUCCAGCACUUGGGAAAUGGAGGAAGGAGGAUCAAAAAGCAAAGAUCUCCAUCUGUGCAGAAAGGUCAAGGCCAGCCUAAGCUACAUGAGAUCCUCCCUUAACACCUCUAUUCCCAAAAAAACUGCUGGGAUAGAACAGAAUUGCUUCUCACCAACUGAGGCAUCUUUAGCUGAUUUUUGCCCUAGUCAGACAGUUUCUUUAGCAGGUAAGGCCUCAGGAGCCCAAAUAUGUACUAUCCAACAGGAGUGAAUCACUGAAGCUAUCAGAUGGAAGACAAUAAAUGGUGAGGCCUGUAAGAACUCAAAGAACCAUGCCUCAGCACAUGUCAGCAUAAACAUCACCAAAUAUCUGAAACUACACAUGUAUACCUCCCAUUUCCAGGUCUUGAAUUUUUUUUUAGGUGGGAGAAUAGUUUGUUUUUGUUAUGAGACAACUGAUAUUUUACAUACAUAAUAAUAUUCAGUUGGGCCAGGUGGCAUAUGCCUUUAAUUACAGCACUCAGAAGAUAAAUGUCAGCAGAGCCAUGUGAGUCUGAGGUCAGCCUGGUCUACUCGGGGAAUUUCCUGACAGUGAAUCCUGACAGACAGAGUGACAUAAUGGGAAAACUAAACAAACUAAAUUAUGCCAAACAUCUCAUAAUUACCCUUCUACACCCACAAAACAGCCACAAAAAGUAGCAAAUAGAUUGAGUUACCUCUUAGACACUCCUAGCCCAUGCUGAAUAAUUUUUAGCAGAGCUUGUCUGAAACUUUGAAGCUUGGCCAUACUCAGACCACACACUACCUGGGAAGUCAGUAUGACUGAGUCCCCUGUUGGUCUUCAGCUCUGGUGGGAAGAGCGCUGCCUAGCAGCUUUCCUGGGAUCUUGCUGCAGCAUCUCAUGACACUAAACCAGUUCCUCUACAUUCUCUUUCUCAGCACCUUUCUUCUUUGCCUUUUGAUGAUCUGAAAAUCUCCAGGAAGCCACAGCAAUGUACUGACUGAAGACUGGACAGGGCUCCCACCUUCUUCUACCUGGAAGCUAGAGCCACAGCUGAUACAACUGGGACUCAAAAAUGUGCUCCUUUACUGGCUAGUGUAGUCCUAAGUUACAGAAAGAAUAAGGAGAAAUGGACCAACACAGGUUCUGAUGAUUAUAAAUUCGAAGCAAGUACUUCCUGUAAGUGAGAUGGCUAUUAAAAUCAUAAACAUGGCUAUAAAUUGCAAUUUGUGCUGGGAAGGGAAGCACUAGCAGGGAGAAGGAAAAUAAAGUAGGUGGAGGACCAUGCUUUGGGUGGCCAAGGGAGCUUCAGAUUCUUAUUAUAUAAAUCAGGACAUAGGAUGUGCAAAGAAAAGGACAGAGAAUUAAGGGCAGGAAGAGAAAGCAAGCCAGCAGGAUUCUACAGGUUGGGUGAGUGGCUGAGAGAUCAUUGUUAAAAAAAAUGGAAAACUAACCUAAGAGGAAGCUCUUUGGCCUGUGUCUUAAGGUUUCCAUUUCUGAAGAGACACUAUAAACACAGCAACUUUUUAUAAAGGAAAGCAUUGAAUUAGGGCUAGCUUGUAGGUUCAGAGGUUUAGUUCAUUAUUAUUAUCAUGGUGGAAACCUAGAUGGUGCAAAGGCAGACAUGGUGGUGGAGAUAGAGCCAAGAGUUCUACAUCAAGAUCUAUAGACAGCAGAAAGAGAGACCCUGGGUCUGGCUUUAGCACCUGAAACAUCAAAGCCCACCCCAGUGACAGAUUUCCUCCUAUAAAUAUAAACAUAUUCCAACAAGGCCAUACCUCCUAACAGUGUCACUCCUUGGUCACCCAGCAUUCAAAUCUCCGCAUGUAUGGGAGACACUCUUAUUCAAACCACCAUCUACUCAUAUAUUCACAAAGCUUGUCCACUAAGUGGCAAUGGUCAUAACUAUGUUUGAGGUGCCAAGGGUUGAUGGCUGUGUCCAAGCAGGGUAGAAAACAAGAAAAUCUUCAGUACUGAGUUUCCCCAAAGAAACUAUGCCUUGACUCCCUCCUGGCCUGGACCUUGCAGACUCUCUGAUGAUGUAGCCAUAUUGGAGGCUGAGAGGUAUAUGGAAACCAGUUAAAGCUUAUGGCACUUCCAGGGCCUCCCUGGCUGCUGCACCUGGGCAGCAGAGGAAGCUGAAAGAGCAGGCAUUUGCCAUUUUCCCCUCCUCCCAUGCUAAAGUGGGGGAGUUGGGAAGCAGGAUGAAGCACCAAGUUCCUGACACGCAUGGGAAUUUCAGGACCCAGGUUGGAUAAUAGGAAGCCUGGGGCCUAACCUCCCUGAGAAACCUGCCUUACCCAGGGAGGAUGUAGGAAUAUGGCUCUGCAGAUCAAGAAGGAGAGGAGCAUAUUGCCUGAGUUGCCUUUAUAUUGGAGGGUACAGAGGUAACCUAUGUGGCCAGACAGGAGGACUGCUCCUCUGCUGGCAGGAUGUUCUGCCCAGCCUGCCAAGACCCUUAAGAAAGGGAGAUAGAGGCUCUUCAUCUGUCCUGUUGGGCUGAAGCAGAGGGGACAAGGAGGGCACUGGGCACUUCCCUGGUAUAAUCUGCUCAGGAGGGCAGAGGGGCUGAAGAGCUGCAACCCUAAUCACUGCUUUCAUCACUCUGGUUUCCUGUAGUUUCUCAGAGAUGCUGGCUCAAGAGCAAAGUGUUUUCCCAGUAUCAGAGAAUACAGUAGAGCAUUGGAGCCCUGGAGGCAGCCUCUUUUGCCAUAAGAGCCUUAUACACCUUUCCAUUAAGCUGGUUCUUCUGUGCUACUGCAUGGAGGUGACAAUUGUGGGUCUGUUGCAGAGGUAAUUCAGAUAUACAACCUCUUACCAUUUCUGAUAUCUUGACCUAGGUGCUGGGCACAAGUCCUUUGCUUGUCUGCUACCUUUAACACCCAUUCCUCAAACUAUGAGAAACUGAUUCAGCCAGAGAAUUCCAAGCUCUAACACUGUUUCUCUAGCAUAGUGAAAACACUUUUGUGCCAGAAUUGAUAGCCCUGACUAGGCCCACUGCGAAUCUUCAUGUCCCUUGAACAAGUUUUGGUAAUUGGAAAUGUCACCUUUUGUUCGCAUUUGAAUAAACUGCUGCAGUGACAUGGCCUUGUGUUUUCAUUGGCUGAAGCAGUCUCAAAGGGCAGUAUUUGAAGUUCAAAACACUGGACAAGUGCCUUUCUCAUCACCUUCCAAUACAACCCAGAAAAAGCUCACGCAUCCUGAGUGUUACUUUACAAGGAGAGCAGGACUGCAUAGAAAUUUUAAUGUCAGAACAAAACAAAAGAAACAAACAAACAAAAAACACAAUGCACAAUACCCAACCUGCUAUACUUGUGGAAGGUUAUUUUCUUGCCUUAAGGCAGUAGGGCAGAAUAGAAGAGAUCCACUGAAUUUAAGAAAGGAGCCAAGUGGGUUAAAGCAAGUCAAGCCUGCUGGGGGAGCCACAGAGAAACUCAACAAAAGCUACCAGCUCCCAAGGGAGGUCUGUAAUCUUGGUGCAUACCAGAAACACCCUCAUCACCUUCAAGUGUCUGGUAGGGUCACUUCAGGAACAACAGCACUGGGAUCCUCUGCUGUCACCUUAUCAUCAUCAGUGCCUAAAAAGUAAAACAUGAGAUUUGAGCCAGUUGUCAUUAAGUCUGUCCAAGGGGUCAGGCAGUUACACAACUUGCCACCUAUAGCUCAUAAGACCCCAUAAUUCACCCAGACUUAGUUUGAUCAUGCAGUAGAUAGUAGAUGCAGUUCGAGGGGGUCUGGGAAUCCUCAUGGAUGAAACCAGGGAAGACCAGAGCAGUUUCAAACAGCAGUAGCACCAGGUCUUUGAGAGUUUUGUAACUUUGUCAACCUAAGCCAGUGGAUGGAAGCUCCACAAUAGGGUGGGCAUGAAUGAUUUCUCAGUGCCUUUUUGGUCACCAGGUACCCUAUUGUAGAAUUGUCUUGAAGUGCUUGGACCUUAAUGAUCUGUUCCAUGUUUCCUGUUCAGCCAUAGGUGCUUGUCAUAAUGAAGCAGGGUGAAGACACAAGCCUUUUGGAGAUUGUCAUCUGGGGACAAUCCAAAAACUUUUUUUGAUACAGAGGCUCACGUUGUAGUUUUGGCUGUUCUGUAACUGCUAAUGGGCUUGGUUUUCUUAGUCUUAUCUUUGCCACUGUGAUCUUCAACAUCUGUUCCCACAUCUUCAAUCUUAGACUUCUCUUCCCUCAUCUUCCUCUUCUUUCUCACUUUUCUCUUCCCUCAGCCUGAUCUUCAGUGAUCUCCCUCUCUCCUUCCUUCUCCAAUUAAAUCAUCAAAUGUAUUAAUGAGACAUGGAGAACUGAGGACCAGCAAAACCAGAGGUCUUGCUCAGACUGCUCAGACUUCUAAGCCCAUACUCACAUAGAGAGUGGUGGGAUAGCUCGUGAACUGUUUCUUCACCACUUCCUUGACCCUCCUCUUGACCCUAAGCAUUCUGUCUAAUUGUCUUUUACUUUACCUUUUUUGGUUGUUUUUCAAGACAGGGUUCUCUGUGUAGCCUUAGCUGUCCAGGAACUAGCCUGGCCCCAAACUCAAAAGAUCUUCUUCCAUCCGUGUGCUGCAAUACCACUGUCCAGCCUCUCUGAUUUUCUAUGAUGUGUAGAAAUCACAUUGGUUUCACAGUCAAUGGGUAUACCUGUAUAACAAUUAAUUAUAAUAAAAUAUGAAGACAUGGAAUUCAAACUUCAACUAGACCACUUUAAAAUACAAUGCUCAAGACUUCUGAUUUACUCAGAGAAUACACCAAGCACAAUGCUCAUAGCCAGGUCACUGUGGUCUGCAUGAACUGUGAAGGAUCCACCAGCAGAGAACUCUGAGGCAUACUGCUCAUCAUCAGGGUGCUCAGUGAUCAUGACCACUUUCUCUUACAACAAAUAGAGUAAAAUCCAGCCCCAUACUGCCCAAUCAUGGAGAUGCUUGCAAUAGCCAGUGAAAGGGUUUUAAAGUUAAGAGAGAGCCAGCAAGAUGACUCUGCAGAAGCCAAAGUUCUGAGGAACCCAACUGUCCAAGUUCUUCCCUGACCUCCAAAAGUACUCACUCAGCUGGGCGGUGGUGGCGCAUGCCUUUAAUCCCAGCACUCGGGAGGCAGAGGCAGGCGGAUCCCUGUGAGUUCGAGGCCAGCCUGGUCUACAGAGCGAGAUCCAGGAAAGGCGCAAAGCUACACAGAGAAACCCUGUCUUGAAAAAAAAAAACAAAAACAAACAAAAAAAAGUACUCACUCAAAAAAUAUACCACAUACACAACUCAAAAAAGUUUUGAAAAGUUAACAAUCCAAAAGCAGUAAUGAAUUGAGAGUGCUAUGGUUGAAAGGCUGCACACCUAGACAGCCUCCAUUAACAAUUUUGUGCCAGAAUUAGCAAUGGUUCCCAAGUCAGCCUUGGUCAUUCCAAUGCCUGUGUCUAGCAAGGCCAGCAUACAUCCCUGAGGGUUGGAGAUGAUGCCAAUUUUCAGCUUUUACUGUAGUCUAACUUAGAAGGUUCUCUUGGACUCUCAUAGUGAAUCUUGUCCCAGGCCUAUAAUUACAUACAUAUAGUCACAUUAUUCCAUUUGUAUAAAGUGUCCCUUCCCUUCCAAACUUGUGGCAGAUUUUUGGGAUCAACUGAUGGAUUAUUCCUGUCAAUCACCCCCACUAAGUAUCCCAACACACAUCAAUUCUCCCACUUCUAUAAACUUUUAAAAAAUACAACAGAAUACUCCCAUUUGAAGCAUUAGAAAUCAACUCCUGUAGGAAACUUUUCUUCUUGGAAUAUAAAGUAUUGAUGAUGAGGGACAUGAGGUGAAUGACUUCUGCAAAGUUCUCCACCCCUUUCUCUGGCAUUUAUGAAUGAAAAGAUCAUGUAGUACCAUGGAUCACAAAGGCUGCACCUUGUAAAAUAUUAAAGCUAUUCUUUUACAAUUAAGUGACCUUAUUCAGAGGCAAAGUUAAUACUGCUUUAAGUCCCAAGGGAUGAGAACAGACAUUUUUAAAACAUGUUAAAACUUUAGUGAAAAAGGAUCAAGAGUGGAAAAUAUUCAAACAAUGGUUCUUGAACCAGUGGAAAGUCAGACUCCCUGGACUGUAUAUUAAAGCUAGGCUAGGUGGCACAGAACCUUAACAUCUGCCAAUACAUUUUGGAAAAAAAAUCCGAAAUUAUAGUUAACUAGAUUGAGAACUACACACAAUAGCUGUGCACUUGUAAGUGGGUAGAUUGUUUAACAGAACUUUUUCAUCAUUUGGGUAAAGAAAAAAACUAAGAAAAAAAGUGGUCAUUUCUUUUUGCUGUUCCCCAAGGGCCUAAGUUGAUGAAACAGUUGUUCAGUGCCACCCACUAGGGAAAAAGAACCCCAGAGCAUGGGAGUGGAGAUGCUCAGUGUGAAGGCAAUACAGACUCCAUCUUAGGGAAAGGCCACCAUCUUAGACCACCUGCUGUACUCAGUUCCAGGAAGGACCUCAGGAAUGUGCCUUGACAACUAGAACAGAUACAGGGCAGUAUGUUCCUGCAGACAUUCUGUCUGUGGUUUAUGGCCCUUGAAGAUAUCUAGAUAAUCCUGUUGAGCAGCCUAGAUAAUCCUGCUCAACAAACUGUGGUUUCUCUCCAAUAAGUCCAACCCAAUAGUUUCAAAUGUGGAUUCACACCAAAAGUCUACACCAAUAGUUUUUAAAAAAAUUAUCUUGCCCUAUAUCCCUUCUACCCAAUCCCAAGUUGUCAAAGCAUGUAAUUUCUGGCUUGUGGUUUUCCCCUUUAAAAACUCUUCACCUGUGGACUGCCACUGCUGCUGCAUUUUCCUCCUCUGCCUGGUGGUGGCCCAGGUUUGAUACUGACAAUUAAAGGACCCUUAUGUACUUGCAUCAGAAACCUGCUCCUUGGUGGUCUUUGGGCAUUUCUCAAAAUGGGUACAAUACUCAGGGGGCAAUUAAAUCAGGACAAAGAGCCAAUGAGGCAAAAGCUCCACCGUGACUGCUCUCUGAAGACUUGCAUAGACUUCAAAACAAGUAAAAUAGUUACUGACCCUGCCCAGCUAGCCAAGUCAAUGCAGAGCAUGCUUGGGAAGGAACCACAAGGGGAUGAGGCACCGUUGUACACCUUUCCACCGCUCAACAUCUAGUCACUGCUGUGGGGACCCAGAAGCUUCCACGACAAUCCUCCUCUUGGAAGAGGAGGAACCUAAGAAUCUUCUGUUUCUGCCCUUUCACCAUUUCUCCUCUUCCUCCCCUGGGAGCUCAGAAAAGAUCUAGAAAGGGAAACUGCAGUGGGUUCAAGCAUCCCUCGCCAAACCUUGGAUCCCUUGCCCAAACCAAGCACAUUCGGAAAGGCGUCCAGGACAAGCGCCAGAGCCAACCUUGCUAGACCAUGCUGCAUCAUGUAUAGAGCAGACCACCAGUGAGCAGAGGCUUCAGACCCAGAUGCUACAUCUAGGAGGGGACAGCAUAAAUGGGUGUGUUCAGUUUAGGUGGCUCCAAACAAUGGGAGCGGCCACCUGGACAGGAAAGGCUGAGUUUCCACAUUGUGAACUGCUGAUCUAGUCGCCCCGGGGAGUCUUGCAUCAGGCUUGCACUGCAGAUGGCCAAACAGCUGGAGACUUCCGGGCUCCUCACCACACAGGUUACCUGGAUGAUGGAAGUCUUUGGGACAACAGAUAAUAUCAUGGGCAGGCUCUUGGAAAGGAGUCUCCAGAGUGGCCAGGGACAGGCCGCCAAGGAUUGACAGUAGGACAGAGUGGGGUGGUGGAUCGACUCUCACACAAAACCCUAGCUGCGUGGGGGUAACUGUAGAGAGCUCUCCCACAUGCGCCAGGACCUCCAUUUUAACUAGGAGUCUCCUCUCUAGCUCCUCCUUCAGAUUCUUCUGCAUUAAAGGAGUGGGUGGCAGCUGUCCACUCCCUGACAUCCCAGGAGCAGCAGAACCCUGUGUGUGUGACCUGGAAAGCUUUUCUCUAGCUACCUUUGGAGGAAGAAGCCACGUUGGGAGUACCGUGAUUUCUUCCAAUAGUGCCGUGCCAGGGCCUGAUGCCAAGGGUCUAUUGACAUUCAGGGAUGUUGCUGUGGACUUCUCCCAGGAGGAAUGGGAAUGUCUAGAAUCCUCUUGGAGGGACCUAUGUAUUGAUGUGAUGUUGGAGAACUACAGGAAUCUAGCUUUUGUAGAGUAAUAUGGGAGAAAUAUAUGAACAUCUUGAAUCAAGGGUCAAAGCUCAUUAUCUACCAUUCUGUGAAUAUCCAAGAGAAGUCUCAUGAAUUUAAUGAGAUUGGCAAAAUGGCCCACAAAUUCUCCCAAUGUACACCUUAUAACACAAGUGAUCUUACAAAGAAUUGCAACAAGUAUGGAUGUCGUAACUAUGGGGAUGCCUCUACUAAAUCAACAAACCCAAAGAAUACUAAAAGUGGGAACACUGGAGAAGAAUGUUGCAAGUAUAGAGACUGUGGAAAACAGUUAAAUUUGUGUUCUAUCACUAGUGAAAGACUUCAUACUAAAAAGGAACUACACAAAACUGUGGACUGUGAUAAAUCAUUUGACUCUAAACACACACUCAUACUGAAAGAAAACUCUAGUGUAGAGAAACUACACCAAUGCAGGAAAUGUGGCAAAUGCUUCAAGUCGUACUGGAAUCUCAGCAAACAUCGUAGAUCUCAUUCUGGAAAGAAAUUCUACAAAUGUAACAAAUGUGGAAAGUGGUUUUACUUGUUAUAUCAGGCUAAAAUCCAUUAUAAAACCCAUAGUAGAAAGGCACCUUACAAAUGUAGUGAAUGUGAAAAAUGCUUUUUUCAGAAAGACCAACUUUUGACACAUCAGAAAAUUCAUACAAUACAGAGACCUUUCAAAUGUAAUCAUUGUGAGAAAUGCUUUGUACGUGCUGAUCGUCUUAGAGUACAUCAGAGAAUUCAUUCGGGAGAGAAACCUUUCAAAUGCACUGCUUGUGAGAAAUCCUAUGCGUAUGCCUCAGAUCUCAAAGUACAUCAGAGAAUUCAUAAAGGAGAAAAACCAUUCAAAUGUAGUGAUUGUGAGAAAUGUUUUACACAUGCCUCUUGCCUUAGAGUACAUCAGAGAAUUCAUACAGGAGAGAAACCUUACAAAUGUAGUGAAUGUGGGAAAUCCUUCAGACAGUUUUCAAAUCUUACACAGCAUCAGAUGUGUCAUACAGGAGAGAAACCUUACAAAUGUAGUGAAUGUGAGAAAUCUUUUGCAUAUAUGUCAAGCCUUACAUAUCAUCAGAGAAGUCAUACAGGUGAGAAACCUUACAAAUGUAGUGAAUGUGAGAAAUCAUUUUCACGUGUCUUCAUUCUUAGAAAACAUCAGAGAAUUCAUACAGAAAAUUGACCUUUCCAAUGUAGUGAUUGUGAGAAAUUCUUUAAAUAGGAGUACAAACUUAGAACACAUCAGAUUACCCAUACAGGAGUGAAACCUUACAAAUGUAGUGAAUGUGAGAAAUCCUAUACACAAGGGUCAAGUCGUAGACAACAUGAGUUGUAGAUAACAUAUAGGAGGGAAAACUGUGAGUGUAGUGAAGGUACCAAAGUCUCUAUCUGCCUCUCACUUCUCAGAAUAUUUGAAAAACUUCAUCCUGGAGAAAGAAGCUUCCAUAGUAAAUAAUGUGGCAUAUAAUUCACACGAAGAUCUGUAAUCAGAGGUCACUACACUGCCAUACAAUUGGAACAUUAUGAAAAUGAGAUAUUUUUGAAAGCCUUUAAGUAAUAUGCAAAUCUUACAAAGCAUGAAGUUUAUACUGAGGAAAGUUUCUGAAAAUGUGUCAAUGUAGAGCAAUUUUCAUUAAAACAUGAUACUUUUUCAACCUCAAAUAUUGCAUAAAAAUGAAAAGUAAAGAAGGCUCGACACUGUGCUAUAUUAUAUCAAUUUUCUGGGGUCUGAAAUAUUCCAUCCUUAAUAGAAGUUGAUUAACCAGGAAAUAAAGACUUCUAAUCAUUUCAGGAAGUCCAAGUAAACUGACAGAAUUCACCAUCCUAAACUUUCUGAAGAAAUGGAGACCAGCCAUGCUGCUUAGAGAAGGCACUGAUGAACUGAGUCUCCUAGAAAAGAUGCUAUGCAACCUGUAGAUAUAUCUCCAGGUGUGCAGUGAAUUCUUGGUGUUUGGGGUUUAUAAACCCUAUCCCAUGCAGUGUUGGAUUUCAUGUUGACAACUGUUUUUUUCAGUCUGAUUUGUUCCUGUAACCAACUUGUUUCCAUAUUCCUUAAGAUAACCCAAAGAGAGCCUGUUAAUUCAACCAGCUUCAUCUCAGUGAUAUCCAUUCUUGGUUCUGUUUUCAAUGCACAUUUUGAGUGAGUAGAUGCAUAUGUGUGUUGCUUUUUCUCAGGAAAAAUAUAUCAUAAUAAUGAACUAACCUCAUUAAUAGUUCUUCCCAAAUAUCUAUGCAUCAGAAAAUUGAUAUCAGAGAGUAAGCAUUGAAAUGUUCACCAUUGUGUUAGAUAUGUGAUUCAUUGUACCUUAUAAAAUCCACUCUAAAGACUUCUAGAAAUGAAUUGAUGUUGUCAAAACCUACUGAUAAAAGUAAACUCCAGAAAGUUGAUCCUGAAAUAAACCAGUACACAAUCAUACAGUAAAAAUUUAUCUAUUAUCUACCUUCACCUUUAUUAUGGAAAGGAUACCUGCAAGUAGAAUGUGAGGAUUUUAAAGUUAUAACCUGUAAUCAUGACAACACACAUGUGAAUGAAAUAUCCAAGUGUGGGAAGCAAGUUAGUUCAUCAGUGCUCAUCUCAGAAAACCAUAAAUCAAUUUAAAGAAGAAAAUAAUCACAGAAAACUCACAUAGAAAUAGGAAGACAAACAGAUUUAGACACCAGACAAUUAAGAAUCAAAUGCAAUGUAUUAAACUCCGAUACAUUUCAAUGAGAAAAUUCUUCUUUGGAGUAACUGUGAAAUGUUUUUUUGAAAUACGUUUGAAUUACUAGUAUUGGAUUUGUUGAUUUGUCAACACAAUUGUAUAGUUAACCUAUAACAGAAACUCCUUUGACAUUUUUGAUUUUUGAUUUCUUUGAAUGUAGCUAUUAAUUUUCAAAAGUUUUUUUUUCAAUUUGUAAAUUCUCCCUUGCAGUUUCAUUUGUGGCCUUUCCUAUAGAAUUUGCAUUUUUUUAGUUUAAAUUUUUAUUUCAAAAAUGUAUUAGUUGAAAUAUAAUUACAUCAUAUCUCCCCUCACCUUCUUCCUCACAGCACCUCUCAGAUACGAUCCCUUAAGCCCAUUUCAUGUCCCUUCUACAUUCAAGUUUAUAGCAUUUUUUUCCUGUCAUUAUUUUUAAGUAUUUUAUCUGUGAGUCUGAUUUUGUCAUUUGUGUAUGUAUGAUAUCAAAAAUACUAUUCUGUUCUAUUGGAAAACCAUAAAGGGGGCUCAUCUCUGUGAAAUGCUGGCAGCAUAUGAGAGGAACAGCAAGCAACCUUGGAACUCAGACCACAAAUUUGCAGCUAGGAAAAUGAUGACAAGUGAGCUUGGAGAAUCAGAGCCCUGAGGAUUAUAUGUCCUCUAAACCUCAUGCUGUUACAGAGCAUAGUUCUGCUUAUUGCCUUCAUUCUUACAAUGUCCCUCAUCAUCUCUGAGGUUUAUGAAAACUUUAAGGAGGCCUCUCACCUUUCAUUGGGCAGUGCUACUGGUAUUUAAAAUAAUAGUGAAUGACUCAACCAACACUCUUAGAAAGAACUUAGAAAUGUAGAUUGUUAGUAAUGAUAGUUGUUUUUGUUAAUGCCUUUAAUAUAGAAAUCUUGGGAAACAAUUUAAGGGUUAGAAAGGCAUACUUUUAAUGGUUUGGUGAAAGAGCUGAUUAAUUACUUGUACAUAUUUUUGCCCUCUACUUCCUGAUAUGAUUUAAUAAAAAUUUAUUGAUGAAUGUGUGUGCACUCAAAGGAUUUAAACUAGAGAUAAGUGGUUGUUUUAAAUAUAUAUAAAGGAUAAGGUUUCUGAUUCAGAUUUUUAUAAAAUUACCUUUUGAGUUAAUAAUAAAGUGAUUGAUCCUUUCUUUGUAACAAUGAAUUGAAGACUGCCAGUAAAAAGAAAAGUGACUAAGAAAGAUGCCUUGCUUACACUUUGUUAAUCUAUAAUAAGUUGCUUAGACAUGAAUGUAUGUAGGUCUUUGACAAUAAAUUGGUUUUUUCACCUGCA